AUGCCCACAUUUACCGGCCCUCAGCCUGCCGCUGCUUCUGUGACAACCCCUGCCACUGCAGCGCCAGCUCUCCAGUUCCCACCCGUCACCAGGGAUCACAUACUGCAUUGCUCAUAUGACUCUUGGUUUCCCAAAUACCGCACAUCAUGUAUCAAGUCACGGAUAAUUCCACUAUCGCCAGAAUUCAUAGAGUACAUUCGCGAGGACGGCAUUGUUCUCGCGGAUGAUGAUGGAGCUGAGCCAGAGAAUGACGAAUGGGAGUCAGCACCAUCCACGAUGCGGCCACCCAUCGAGGAAGUUGAUACGGACUCGGAGUCAGACAGCGACGAGGAUGAACCCCCCAUGCUGCCGCCAAACCAGAGAUUUCCCGAGUUGCACCAGAUGAUCAAGGACAAGAUCACAGAACUCGGCGGCGCCGUGGCGCCAAAGCUCAACUGGACCGCGCCGAAAGACGCCGCCUGGAUAUCGCCACACCAGAACACCAACAAGUGCACCACGCCCAACGACAUCUACCUCCUACUCAAGAGCUCCAACUUCGUCACCUACGACCUGGAGCACGCCUUCGACGACUGCACACCCACACCAAGCUCCUCCGCCAACGUCCCGCCUUCUUUCAAGCCGGUGCUGGUGCUGCGUUCGUACUUCAACCCGCACACGGCCAUGGAGUUCCGGUGCUUCGUCAAGCACCGCAACCUCAUCGCCAUCUCCCAGCGCGACCUGAACUUCUACGAGUUCCUGAAGUCGCUGCGGGCGGACAUCGUCGCGCGCAUCUUCCAGCUGUUCAACCACAAGCUGCGGUACACGUUCCCGGACGGCAACUUCGCCUUCGACGUGUACAUUCCCGAGGGCGAGGACGAGCCCCUGAGCCGGGCGCGGCUGAUCGAUAUCAACGCCUGGGCACCGCACACGGAUAGCCUGCUCUUCGACUGGAAGGAGCUGCUGGAUAUGGAGGUUCCGGGUCCCGUACUUGGUGUAAUGGGCGAUGAGGACCAGGGCGGCGAAGCGAACGGCGCCGAGACCGAGUCGAGCGAGGAGGAGGAUGAUGACUUCGUCCCGGAGCUGCGGCUGAUGGAGAAGGAAGAUCCGGCCGCGUACAACUUCAGCUCGCCUCAGUACUCGGCACAUAAGCUGCCGAAGGACGUGGUGGAUGCGGGUCUGGCUGGCCAGGGCGGCAUGCGGGAUUUUGCGCGGAAGUGGAGGGAGAUGACCCAAUAUAGGGAGAAUGUUGCGGAUUGGGAGAUCAAUGAUAAGGACUCAGCUAGCUAG
Messenger RNA from Anthostomella pinea, 1266 nucleotides. Lineage: Eukaryota; Fungi; Ascomycota; Sordariomycetes; Xylariales; Xylariaceae. The record is from the annotation of a GenBank genome assembly.